UAAAGGAAGACGCAGAGAGAACUGUCCUUGCUUAAAGCUUAUUUUUACGAUGGCCAAUGACAAUGUGACACUUCCGUCUGAGUUGAACAAAUUGUUUUGUUCACCCCCUAUGGGACUGGUGCUGUUUGGAGUUCUUGGUGCAAUGCUGGUAUUCUCACUAUCUGUGAAUAUUUUCUGCUGUGUAUCACAAUGUUGCUCAGGAAAAGGGACAUGUCAAAGAAAGAGUCGGGGUCAGAGGCAGAUGGAAGAAAAUCCUAUUUAUGGAAACAUAAACUUCAUGCAAACAAGUACAGAUGUGCCUUCGUUCAGAGAUGAUAAUCCUCAACACUCGUCUGUGAGGGACGAACAGAGAACCAAACCUCAGGACUGCUAUGCUAAUCUGAGUCUGAAACCCCCGAGACCACAGUCUGGCCGCAGCUCUCCACAGAUAAAGAUGUACUCAGAUGUAGCUCAGUCAGAGACUGAGAUGGCCCUGGAACCAGAGAAAGAAGAUGGAGGCAACACAGAUGCCGUCUCCACCAUGUCUGAUUUAUAUGCGUCUGUGCAAACUCAGCGCACAAAAACAAUCAUCACUGCAGACACUGGAGAGGAGUAUGCCAACCAUCUCUGAAAAAAGGUUACAGAUGCUUACAUGUAACAAAUGUACUUUUUGUAACAUGACCUGCAGCCACUAGAUAGCACUAUUUGUCAUCAUAUCACAAAUGACUUCUGUGGUGAUGGUGCACAUACUGUAUAUCUCUCAUGCAACUCACUGGUAGUGGAUUUACUAGAGAACAAUCAUUCAAUGCAGUUUUUGGAAGCUCAUUUUGGGGUUUUACUUAAAUCAAAAGAAAUACAGCUGGUGUUUGGUAAUGUAUUAGUUAGUGAAAUGAUACUCAUGGAUUAUUGAAGUGAAACGCUGCAUAUACAUAAAUAUGCAUUCAACAUUUAGUGAAAUAGCAUUUUUUUCAACUUUUACUUUCUCUGUUGAUCAAGUCAGGGAUGUUUGUCUGCUUUGACUCAUCCUAAUCUCUUCAAGGUUCAAUUAAGGUUGUGCACAUCUGAUAUGUUAAUGUUUAAACCUGCCUAAUCAAAGAAUCCUAGAUGCAUUUUGACCUGAUACAUUACUGAGACUAUAGCAAUUAUAACAACAAUGUUAAGAAAUAAGACGUAAACUUUGUUAGUCUCUAUCAUCAUAGUUUUGUUCAAUAAUUCAG
Paralichthys olivaceus (Japanese flounder) is the source of this 1196-nucleotide messenger RNA. RefSeq names its product signaling threshold-regulating transmembrane adapter 1-like. The record is from RefSeq and is a predicted model, not a curated record. Gene Ontology annotation, cellular component: plasma membrane. Lineage: Eukaryota; Metazoa; Chordata; Actinopteri; Pleuronectiformes; Paralichthyidae. Gene Ontology annotation, biological process: T cell homeostasis; signal transduction; regulation of T cell activation. Gene Ontology annotation, molecular function: kinase binding.